GGGGAACGGAAGAGAGAGCGAGGGACGUGUUUGGCAGAGGGACGCGCUGUUCCGCUGUGCUCUCGGUUUAGUUUGUGUCUUGGCGAUGUUUCCAAGGGUCUCCGCGAUCCUAGCUCUUCGCCCCCUCUCCCGCUUUCCUUCAUGCUCUGGAGGCUCAGAGGCCCCGGCGGCUGCGAUUGUGCUACUCGGUGCUCCGCACGGAACGGUCAGGACAAAAAAUAAUGCCCAAAGAUAUUUUGGCACUAACAAUGUGAUCUAUAGCAAGAAAGAUGAGCAGUCUGCUCCAACACCUGAGAUUUCCAAAGAAACAGAGAGCCAAGAGAGUGUAAAGGAGAAUAGAAAAAAAGACUUGUUAGGUAUUAUUAAGGGCAUGAAAAUUGAAUUAAGCUCAGUAAAUGUGCAAACAACAAGGCCAUCCAGCAGAAGACACCUUAAGAGUGUGGAAGCUACAAUUGCCAGGCUUCAAAAAGCUCCGGAGGAUGUCCCAGAGAAGAGAACCAAGUCCCUGAGUCCUGAGUUGGUAGCAGCUGCAUCUGCUGUUGCAGAUUUUCUCCCUUUUGAUAAGCAGACAACCAAGUCAGAGCUGCUUAGGCAGCUCCAGCAGCAUGAGGAAGUCUCAAAUGCACAGAAAGAUGGAGAAAGAGCUAAAAUUAGUGUCAGUAACAUAAUAUCAGAUAUGAAAGUUGCCAAAUCUGCCACAGCUAGAGUUAGCACAAGACCAGUGCAUCAGAUUCAGUUUGAUGAAGGAACUGACAAUUACAUGGGACAGGAGACUGAUGAUCUUAAGAAAAGUCUUAGGAAAAAUAUGCUCAAAGGGAAAAGACUUAAUAUUUUUGACCUUAAGGCAGUUACUGAAGAGGCACCUGAAACAGAGACAGCACCUUCGCUUUGGGAAGUGGAAUUUGCUAAGCAGUUAGCCACAGUAAAUGAGCAGUCCCUUCAGAAUGGCUUUGCAGAGAUGAUCCAGUGGACGAGCGAGGGCAAACUGUGGGAGUUUCCAAUUAACAAUGAAGCAGGUUUUGAUGAUGAUGGUUCAGAAUUUCAUGAACAUGUAUUUCUGGAUAAACACCUGAAAGAUUUUCCAAAACAAGGACCCAUUCGCCACUUCAUGGAGCUGGUGACCUGUGGCCUUUCCAAAAACCCAUACCUGAGUGUUAAACAGAAGAUUGAACACAUAGAGUGGUUUAGAAAUUAUUUUAAUGAAAAACAAGACAUUCUAAAAGAAAGUGGCAUACAGUUCAAUUGAAGACCAUGAAAAUUUUUAUUUCAAGCUGUUGGUGAUGGAUAUUAUAACUAAAUAAAAUAAUUUUACUAGAA
Messenger RNA from Callorhinus ursinus (northern fur seal), 1317 nucleotides. It is a transcript of the gene MRPS31, whose product is annotated as mitochondrial ribosomal protein S31. Gene Ontology annotation, molecular function: structural constituent of ribosome. The record is from RefSeq and is a predicted model, not a curated record. Lineage: Eukaryota; Metazoa; Chordata; Mammalia; Carnivora; Otariidae. Gene Ontology annotation, cellular component: mitochondrial small ribosomal subunit.